Messenger RNA from Zootoca vivipara (common lizard), 3655 nucleotides. The record is from RefSeq and is a predicted model, not a curated record. NCBI's taxonomy places the organism in Eukaryota, Metazoa, Chordata, Lepidosauria, Squamata, Lacertidae.
CACAACUAACAUCUGAAAUGCGCCCCAACAUCCAAAUACUCUCAGCAGGAGAGACUUUCUCAAAGGCCCCUCUGUAGUUUGAGAGUCACUGAUUCACCUGUGAGAGAAGCAGGCACUCUGGGCCUCCCCCUUACCUUUUUCCUCUUGCAGGUGACACAGUGAUACUGGCUAGACCUCUUCAUCCAUCUUUACAUGGCGACAGAGGAGAAGCAGCGGCUGUGGAACCAGAUCAGGUCAGGGAAACUGCCUUGUGGGGACAGAGGCCAAGGGCUGGAAAUAUGUCUUAGGUCAAGGAGUGGUGGAGAACAACAGUGUUGUCUCAGAGGAGGACAUUUCCCUUUUCUUUUAGGGUCCAGUGUGCUUUGAAGAUGUUGCUGUUCAUUUCACAGACGAGGAGUGGGCGUUGCUGGAUUCUGACCAGAGAGCUCUGCAUAAUGACGUCAUGGAGGAGAAUUGUGGGAUCGUGGCCUCUCUUGAUAAUGAUGGACUGGAAAUUAAGAACAAGGGUGACCAUGACAAAAUCCCCACAAUGGAAAAGCUGUAUAAAUAUCUUGAAAGUGGAAAAAGUUCCCAUUUCACUUACCAUCAAAGAAAUCCCACUGGGAAGAAAGCAUAUCAGUGCAUGGAAUGUGGAAAGAGCUUCAGGAAGAGCUCCAAUCUCAUUUCCCAUCAAAGAAUUCAUACAGGGGAGAAACCGUAUCACUGCAUGGAAUGUGGAAAGAGCUUCAGUCGGAGCUUCUCUCUCACUUCCCAUCAAAGAAUUCAUACAGGGGAGAAACCAUAUCGGUGUGUGCAAUGUGGAAAGAGCUUCAGUACGAGCUCCAGUCUCACUUCCCAUCAAAGAAUUCAUACAGGGGAGAAACCCUAUCAGUGUGUGGAAUGCGGAAAGAACUUCAGUACGAGCUCCAAUCUCACUUCCCAUCAAAUGAUUCAUACAGGGGAGAAACCACAUCAUUGUGUGGAAUGUGGAAAGAGCUUCAGUCGGAGCACCGAUCUCAUAUCCCAUCAAAGAAUUCAUACAGGGGAGAAACCCUAUCAGUGCAUGGAAUGUGGAAAGAGCUUCAGUCGGAGCUUCUCUCUCACUUCCCACCACAGAAUUCAUACAGGGGAGAAACCCUAUCAGUGUGUGGAAUGCGGAAAGAGCUUCAGUACGAGCUCCCAUCUCACUUCCCAUCAAAGAAUUCAUAUGAAGGGGGAGAAACCCUAUCAGUGUGUGGAAUGUGGGAAGAGCUUCAGUCACAGCUCCUCUCUCACUUUCCAUCAAAGAAUUCAUACAGGGGAGAAACCCUAUCAGUGUGUGGAAUGUGGAAAGAGCUUCAGACAGCGCUCCGAUCUCACUUCCCAUCAGAGAAUUCAUACAGGGGAGAAACCCUAUCAGUGUUUGGAAUGUGGAAAGAGCUUCAGGAAGAGCUGUGAUCUCACUUCCCAUCAGAGAAUUCAUACAGGGGAGAAACCCUAUCAGUGUGUGGAAUGUGGAAAGAGCUUCAGUCAGAGACCCCAUCUCACUUCCCAUCACAAAAUUCAUACAGGGGAGAAACCCUAUCAGUGUAUGGAAUGUGGAAAGAGCUUCAGUCACAAACAGCAUCUCACUUCCCAUCAGAGAAUUCAUACAGGGGAGAAACCCUAUCAGUGUGUGCAAUGUGGAAAGAGCUUCAGUAAUGGCUCCCAUCUCACUUCCCAUCAAAGAAUUCAUACAGGGGGAAAACCAUAUCACUGUGUGGAAUGUGGAAAGAGCUUCAUUGAUAGCACCAAGCUUACUUCCCAUCAAAGAAGCCAUACAAAGGUCGGAAAAACCAUUAUACAGCUUUAGGAGCCAGGCAAAUCUGCACCUUCUUAACCAGGCCUUUGGCUGAUUGACAUCUGUCCAUAAGCUUUAAUUAGCUUGUGUUUAAGUAAACAAAGUUACUGGUCCAGUCGCGCUUCCGGACGUAAAUCUUCCAUUUCAGCAGAGCUUUUUAGCACAACGGCAAAGAGUAAGGAUUAGUCAGCAAGAGUUGUAAAUGCAGGAACUCUGGAGCAGGUUGCAAACUCAAAAAGCUUUAUUUAGAAAAACGUAGCCAGGAGAUAAGGCAGACAUCCUUCAUCUCUGGCCAAGUAAAAACUUAAACAAAACUGUGCCUCAAUGCACAAACUUGAGGCAUGACUCCUACACACAGCAAUCAAAACUAAGAGAUAACACUACUGAGAGAAAUAACGCUCCUAAGAGAAAGAGCACAUGCAAGGAACUGACUAUUUAUACAGGCUGUCUUACAUUCCCGGAUGUUUAAUUAAGCUCAGCUGCUCAGUGUUCAGGGCGAUUAGUGUAACUUAACCCUUUAAUACCAACACCCCCUCUCGCUCGUGACACUGAGCUGUAACAAAUUCAGACCUGAACAGAAAUCUUGAUGUGAUUGCAAACUUAAAGCUUUUGUAAAACCAUCUGCGAGAUUAUCUUUACUUAACCCUUUAAUACCAACAACAUCUAAUGCCCUUUUAAAAUGUGGUGUUUUGUGCUUUUAUGUUUUGUUUUUAUUUGUAACCAUCCUGAGACCUGUGGGUUUAGGGAAUAGGUGCCAACUCUUAAAGGCCUAGGGGUCUUUGCCCCCCCCCCCAUGAAAUAUUUGAGGAGGCCAUCCCCCAGUUUUUUGGGUUGUUUCCCCCCCCCCAACGCAACCUUUUAUUCUUCUGCAACUUGCUGUACCAUUUCUCUUUCAAUUUGCCCUCUUAAAAAAUAAAAUAAAUAAACGCACAAAGGUCAUGAGGAGAACAAAAUAUAGGAAAAUACAAACAUGGACAGGUCCUGUGUUUGCGGGCAAAACACAAAAGUUCCUUUAAAGCAGGGUUUCCCAAACUUGGGUUCCCAGCAGUUCCCAGACUACAGUUCCCAUCAUCCAUCCCCAUCAGUCCUGCUAUCUAGGGAUGAUGGGAGUUGUAGUCCAAAAACAGCUGGAGACCCAAGUUUGCUUUAAAGGGAAAGUACGCGGGCCCUCUAAUACCCUCUGCUGGCCAAAAGCAUUGCCACACAAUCUGAACCACCCCCAGUACUGCUAAUUGGAAUUUAUAGAUCGCAAAAUUGAAGUUUGAUCGGCACUUCAACCUCUUGGGAGCUUCUAGGUACUUUCUGCACCACCUAGAGUACCCAUGGAAUUGUGGCUUCUACUGACAACACACAUGGGAGAACAAAUGAAAGACAAACACAAUGGGCAGGAAAAAACCUGGAAAGGGCCAUACCAAAUGGACAUCCGGUGUGAAGAGGUAACUUUUCCCACUGCUGAACAAUGCAAAAAGUAGAGGAGAUGAAAUGCUAGAAGUGUUCUCAGGGGCAAGGGGAGCUGCUGGUAAAAUGAACUUCGGGCUCAAAAUAUUACUUUUUAAAAAGUUGCUGCCAUUAUAGGCAUUGCCAUUCAAAUGGUGUGCAUGGAUCAUGUGAUUGAUUGUGCAAGGCGGGUCUUACCUGGGCCCCCACCAAUAUUUUAUUCAAGUUGGCACCACUAGGUUGGGUGGUUUACAAAUUAAAUAAAUUAAUUAAUCGCCUUCCUUUACACAUGUUCUGGCUUGCCAAUAUCCUUAUUUAUUAUCAUUUUUAUGCCCUUCAUCUGAAGAUAUCGCAACAUAAACAUUUAGAUUGAAAACCUGGCUUUCUCAAAAACAAGUAAAACCAGAGAAAUCUCUCCUC